AUGAUGCUUAGUUUUGUGCGCUUGGCGUUUUUGUUUUCGUUGUUGGGAGCUGUUCUCGGUGAUGUGACGGUGGUUAGUCCGGAACGGGGACAGACGUUCUCGGGAAGCUCGGGUACUGUCAGUAUUACGGUGGAGUGGAUGGAUAACGGAGCGUAUCCGCCAACUAACAGGAUCACGUCGUAUGAUUUCACGUUGAACUAUGGGCCAAAUGACAAUAUUGACGCAGUUGGACCCAUUAGAAGGCGUGUUGCGGCAAGCGAUGUGACACGUUCGUCCAACAAUGUGUACUCGUACACGGUUUCAUUCCGAUCCGAUUUUUGCGGUAACGGUCAGUAUUAUAUCCAAGUUUUCAGUGCAGUUGAUGGGAGCCGUGAUUCCUACACUAUCAACUACUCUCCUAGAUUUAGACUAACAUCGAUGCAGGGAAGCACGACGUUUACGUACACCGAUACGACUCAACCGGGUGGUCAAACACGGGCGUAUACCAAUACACAGACUUCAUCAGCAAGCAUCGACACCAGAUCUUUUACAGUCCCAUAUCCUAUGCAAACAGGCAUUUCCAGAUUUGCGCCAAUGCAACUACAGCCUGCUACAAGAAUGACAGCAACUACGUGGACGAGAAGAUUCACCUCAAGUGCUGUAACCUACUACUCUACAUUCCGUACAACCUUAGAUCAAGUGACCACCAUUACUCCAGGUUGGUCUUACACGCUGCCUAGUGGUUUCAACAGAGCAAGCCCUGCUCUCUACCCAUCUCAAAAUGGUGGUGGGUACGACCCAAAGGAAAAACAAAGCUUAUCUACACGAAAAAUUAACCAACCAAAUAGAAAUGGGGGGUCCUCAUCGAGCUCAGAUACGAGCUCGAGCUCAAACUCUUAA
Molecule: messenger RNA, 879 nt
Organism: Zygotorulaspora mrakii
Lineage: Eukaryota; Fungi; Ascomycota; Saccharomycetes; Saccharomycetales; Saccharomycetaceae
Gene: KRE9
Product: Kre9p
Exons: 1
Coding region: 1-879 (292 amino acids)
Biological process (GO): (1->6)-beta-D-glucan biosynthetic process; fungal-type cell wall organization; cell wall biogenesis
Cellular component (GO): extracellular region
Source: RefSeq, a predicted model, not a curated record